CACGCGGUCGCUGCUGACGAUCAUGGUGCUGGCCACGUGGGCGGGGGCGUUCGGCGCGCUGGUGCCGACGCUGCUGGAGCUGUGGGGCACCUUCGGGCUGGACGAGGCCAUCGGCUCGUGCACCAUCCUGCCCGACCGCGACGGCAAGUCCCCGAAGGUGUUCCUGUUCGUGUUCGCCUUCGUGCUGCCGUGCGUGGCCAUCUGCGUGUGCUACGCGCGCAUCUUCUGCAUCGUGCACCGCGCCGACAAGAAGAGCCACGGCGCCACGCGCGGCCUCAUCAACGGCAAGCGCCGCAAGCGCCCCGUCGCCGACCCGCCCCACGACCCGCCCACCCUGCAGACCCUGCAGACCACGCCGCUGCACGACCGCCUGCAACUCGAGACCCUCGUGAAGCUGUCCACCAGCAGGAACUCCGUCCGAGUGGAGAUCGUGGAGCCGGGCGAGAAGAGCGAGAAGGAGAAGAGCGAGGAGAGGGACGGCGGCGAGAACGGCGAGACGGCCCCGAAGGAGCCCGCGCGAACGCCCUCGCCGCUCCUCACCUCCGGAGACACCAUCACCGACGCCAGCUCGCUGCUGAAGACGGAGGUGAACGGCUUCUCGGGGCAGACGUCCGAGGAGAGCGCGGCGGCGGUGCCCGUGCCUUCCCCCAUCCGCGUGUGCCCGCCCACCGCGCCCGCGUCGCCGGCGUCCGAGCGCUCCGAGCCGCGGGGCUACGCCAUCGAGCGGCGCCCGUCCACCAUCUCCGGCUUCGGCGGCACCUUCUCGCACUUGCGCGGGACCUUCCGCAAGACGCGCGCCGGCUCCUUCAUCGCGCGCCAGCCGGACCUCAGCGCCAAGGACCGCCGCCUCCUCAAGAUGAUUCUGGUGAUCUUCAUCUCGUUCGUGCUGUGCUACCUGCCCAUCACGCUCAUCAAGACCUUCAGCAAGGACGACAACCCCGUGCUCAACAUCGUCGGCCUCCUCCUCAUCUACAUGACCACGUGCAUCAACCCCAUCAUCUACGUGGUCAUGUCGUCCGAGUACCGCCAGGCCUACGUGAGCCUCCUGACGUGCAGGCGCGACACCGACGCGACCAACCGCUCCGUCACCAAAAUAUCCUGAAAGAAAGCAAGGUCUUCCAUGCCGCGCCAGGCGCUCGGGCCGGCCGCGUCCAGAUACAAGGUCAGGGUGUCGCCGGCAGGGUUCCCGAGGCACCAGAACUGAACUACUCUUGAGACUCGAGGCAAGAGAAAGCCUCGUCUUGAAUAACCCAGUGCUGUGCCCCUCCAAGGGCAGCCCUCCAGAGAGACUCGCUGGUGCAUAUUAUUAAUGACUAACGUUUGAUUUUUGACCUUUUGCUGCCUGGAUCUCGGGCAGGCCCCGGGACGAAAUUACCAAACAUUAUAUUCUUGCAUGUUAAAGGGAUUCUUUUUGUUCAUUUCAUUGUAAAUAUUUCGAAAAAAGAGAAAUGUUUAAGUGUAUUGGAAUAUUUUAGUAUCUACAAACGAUUGACCAAUUUCUUGAUAAUUCACAAAGAAACAUGAAAUUGCAUGCCUUAAGUAUAUAAUACUCCAUAUCUUGCCCUCAGUGUUGUCAAUAAUAUUAAUGUUUACGGCAAUAUAACACACACGCAGGUAACUAUCGCAGCACUCCAUCCAUGGCUGUACUUUCACACGCUAUCUGAAGAGACACACGCGGCAAUAAAACCAUUAAAAAUGUAUGAUAUAAUAUGAUAACUUGGUAAACUCAACUUGACAUUCGACAAUGAUCUGGCAAUUUCAUUAGUAAACCGAACUGCAAUACGAAAACAAUAUCAGGGAGCCAGGCUUACUGUAUCAUAUAAUACAUAGUAAAUGAGCAAAAUGUUAAAAUACUUAUCUCUGGAUCCUGAAAACGACUUAUACUACAAGUGCAAUGAUGUGCACGGCAAUUUUCAUUGUUGUUCUAGGUAGUUUUGUACGAACGGAUGAGACAGCCAGCGGUGACGGGGUCAGUCGUCCAUAGGACAAGAUUCUUCGCUGGAUUCCCUUCAGCCAAGGAGCUUCGUCCGUGCCGGUGUCCUACUUCUUCGGGGAUACUUUUGACCAGGUUCAGUCGUUUGUAACUUCCAUGGGCCUUGCGGGCGCCGUGCUCUGUGCUGGACACGUCGACUCGCGUUGGAAGUUGAGAUU
This is a messenger RNA of Penaeus vannamei (Pacific white shrimp), 2151 nucleotides long. The record is from RefSeq and is a predicted model, not a curated record. Lineage: Eukaryota; Metazoa; Arthropoda; Malacostraca; Decapoda; Penaeidae.